AUGUCGAGUGAUUCUUCCCCAGCGGGCAACUCCAACAACGUCGCCGCCGCUGGCCCCAACGGUGAUGCCAACAACCGUCGUCAGUCUGCAGUGAGCCUUCCCAAAGGUGUCGCAAACGCUAGACCCGGCGCCGCCAUCAAUUUCGGCUCGGUCCACGACCAGAACGCCAUGCUCUCUUCUUCCCCCGCUGCACAGCCCAGUUCCGGUCAGCACUUGCACGGCGAGAAGCCUACUGUCUUUGGCUCUGUAGCCGCACACGACCCUCAGUCGAAGAAGACCACCAUCGGCUUCGCAGGCGGAAAGCCAGACUCUACCAACGGCACGCCCGCCAAGACCAUGGAUUUCCAAAAGCUCUUCCAGGGCGCUGGCUCGCCUGCGCCGUCCCAGGCGACGGCUUCCAACCCAUCCGCAUCGCCCGCGCCAUCCACCCCUGCCCCCGCUUCCACGGCUCCCUCGACGCCGCAGUCCGCUUCGGCUCUACAGAACCAGGGCGGCGCUCGCCAUGCCUCUUCCAGCUUGAGGCCGCCCUCCGGCACGCCUCACCACCCCGGUGCCAGACCUUUCGAGCCACAACGUUCGCCUUCGGCACACCAGGCUCAAGGCUCCCGCAUCGCUUCGCAGGGGCCUCCUCACCAGCAGUUCCACGGUCACCCCCAAGGCGGGCCGCAGCAGCCCCGUUCGCCUCACAUGGCCAAUGCCGUUCCCAUGCAUCCCAUGGGAGGUCCGUGGCAGCACCAGCAGCCCAUGGGCUACGCGCCACCGCAGUAUGGCUACCACCCUGGUUACGGCUACCAACCCGUGCCGCAGCACUGGCAGCAACAGCAACAACAGCAACAGCAACAGCAGCAGUCCGGAUACGACAUGCCUGGAACGCCCCGCUCGCCUCGUCACUCUAACGUCGGCUCAUCGCCCAUGGGCCCCAACGGUCUUCCCGGCACACCCAACAUGGCUCCAUCCACGCCGUUGCCAGCAAGAGGCGUGAACGUGCCACCGUCUCCCUCCACCGCUCACAGCAACGUCGCUUCGCCUGCCCAUCAGCCUCUGUCGCUCGCCCAAGGUGGCCGUCCGCCAAGCUUCAGCCCUGCUGCCAGCUACGCUCACCACUCGCCCUCGCACUCGUUCAGCAACCCCAUGAGCCCCGCAGCGCGCCAGUUUGAGCCCCAGCAGAAGAGGCAGAGCGCCGCCAUCCGCAUCGUCAACCCCGAAACGCAGGCUGCCGUCGACAUCCAAAGCAUUCAGAGGACUCCCUCCGCCUCGCAAAAGUCGACACCCAUUCCUGCUCCUGCCUCCGCUGCCAGCUCACCUAGCGUUGCCAAGGCGUCUCCCGCCAUCGUGACGCCUGCCAAGAGCAACCCUAUCCGCAUGGAGACACAGGAAGCAUUCCUCGCUCGCAUCAAAGCUGAUGCUGAGAAGAAGAAGGCAGAGCAGGACGGCAGUGCCAAGGACGCCGACGCUGCUAAGAAGCAGGCUGACGAACAGGCAAAGGCUGACGCCGACGCCGACGCAAAGAAGAAGGCAGAUGACGAGAAGGCUGCUGCUGCCGCUGCCAAGGAGGCUGCCGCCAAGAAGGAGGCAGAAGAAAAGGCUGAUACCGAGCGCAAGGCCGCCGAGGAAGCGCAGGCCAAGGCCGAGGCUGAACAGAAGGAGCGCGAGGAGAAGGCCAAGGCGGAAGCCGAAGCAAAAGCCGAGGCCGAAAAGGCUGAGCAGGCAAAGAAGGCCGAAGAGGAGGCCAAGGCCAAGGAGGAUGCCGCCGCCGCCGCCACUGCUGCCGAAGCCCAGUCUUCUGCCGAGGAUAGCAAGCCCAAACCUGCACCGAUCGACACCGAAAAGGCUUCGCAGCACCAGGACGCAGACGCUGCUGGCAUGCGAAGCUCCGUCGCUGACGUCGAGCGCAUGGCUCGCGAGGCCUCCUCUGUGCCUCCCUCCAGUCAGGAAGCUCCCAAGACGCCGGGUCUCCCACCCACGCCUCGCACGCCCGGCACGCCUGGAUUCGCUGGCCUCCCCGCCAAGCCUUUGAGCACGCUCGGUACUCCUGCCAACGGCAUCAAGCUCGACAACGAGGCUCUUGAAAAGAAGAAGAAGGUCACCACCACCGAGCCUACCGGUGCCGCUGCCUCGCAGCAUGCUCCUAAGGCUGAGACUUCGGCCUCCGGUGCUUCUUCCUCGCUGACGUCGGCCAAGUUCAUCGACAGCUUCAGCAAGAUCAGCUACCCUACCAACAUCAACUCGCCCAAAUCUGAGCUCAACGAAUCUGCCGAGCCAGGCAAGUUCCGCUACGAUCGAGACUUCCUGUUGCAAUUCAUGAACGUUUACACCGAGAAGCCCCUCGACCUUCCGCCACUGGCCUCGAUCGGCAUGGAAAGCGGCGGCAUGGGCGCCAGCUCUCGUCUCAACCGACGUGCCUCGGCUAUGGGCCCUCCCGCUGCUCCUGGUCGAGCGCAGGGUCUCGGCAUCAGCAGCUCCUCCAGCUUUGGCGGCAAGGGUGCCAUGGGCGCCUUCCCGGCCAAGACCAGCGAGGAGCGCUUCGCUGCUGCCUCUGGUCCACGCGGUGGCGCCAUGGGUGCCUUUGGUGGUCCCAUGGGCUCGUUCAACGCCGGCGCUCGUUCGCAGCCGCUCUCGCGCACCGGCAGUGGCAGCAAUGCCUUGCCUUCGCGUGACAUGAUGGGCACCGGUAUCCCCAACGGUGGCCGUACAAAGAGCAACCGGGGUCGUCAACGCGAUCCCAACUCGAGCCGUGGCCCUCAGGUCAACCCACCCGAGAAGGGGGGUCCCACCAUCCCACUCGACCAGGUCGCUCCCCUGGCCAACUCGGAGAACCGAUGGAGCCGUGGCGCUUCGGUCAAGGCCGACUCGCCCGAGAUGGUACAGCGAAAGGUCAAGGCGUUGCUCAACAAGCUCACGCUCGAGAAGUUCGAUUCGAUCUCGAACCAGAUCCUCGAAUGGGCCAACAAGUCGGUGUCCGAAGACGAUGGCCGCACCCUGCGACAGGUCAUUCAACUCAUCUUCGAAAAGGCCACCGACGAGGCUGCGUGGUCCGAGAUGUACGCACGUCUUUGCCGAAAGCUCAUGGAGGAGGUCAGUCCCGAAGUCAAGGACGAGAGCCUUCGCACGGCCGAUGGCAAGCCUGUCGUUGGUGGCUCGUUGUUCCGAAAAUACCUGCUCAACCGAUGUCAGGAAGACUUUGAGCGUGGCUGGGCUCAGCGCGAUACGGCUGUUGCCGCUGCCAAGUCCAAGGAGGCCGAAGACAAGGCCAAGAAAGACAUCAACGAGAAGGCCGAGGCUGAGGCCAAGGCUGCCGAAGAGCGUGGCGAGAAGUCAUCCGAAGAGCCCAAGGAGGCCGAGCUCUUGUCGGAUGAAUACUACGAGGCUCAGAAGGCGAAGCGUCGCGGUCUUGGUCUCGUCCGCUUCAUCGGUGAGCUGUUCAAGCUUAGCAUGUUGACAGAACGCAUCAUGCACCUCUGCAUCAAGAAGCUGCUUGCCAACGCCACCGACCCCGAAGAGGAGGAGAUCGAGUCGCUCUGCAAGCUCAUGACCACGGUCGGCAAGCUGCUCGACACGGAAAAGGCGCGCGGUCACAUGGACGUCUACUUCCAGCGCAUGAAGGAAAUGUCCAAGAACGAGGCUUCCAUCAACUCGCGUAUGCGUUUCAUGCUCGUCGACGUGAUCGAGCUGCGCGAGUCCAGGUGGGUUCCCCGACACGACAACUCGGCACCCAAGACUAUCGCUCAGAUUCACGCCGAGGCUGCCAAGCAGCAGGCGCAAAAGGAUGCCGAGAACGCCAUGCGUGCUCGUGGCGGUCCCAUCUCGCGCGGCGGUUCCAAGCGUGGCCAGGCUCGCGGCGACGGUCCUGAUGGCUGGAGCACCGUUGGCGGUGCAGCGCCACCUCCUCGUCCCAGCAAGGCCGGCGAUCUUUCGCACUUUGGCAAGAUCGAGCGUGGCUCGUCCGGACGUCCGCUCUCGUUUGGUCCUUCGACCAUGCUCGGAAGGAAGAACCCGGGCAAGGGCUCCGAGGACGGCAGCCAGCCUCCUACCCGCACCAGCUCGCAAACCAACAUGUUCUCGCUGCUCAACCAGGCCGGCGAAGGCGAAGCUGCGCCCAGCGAGGAGCCACAGCGACCCAAGCUCAACCUUGCACCUCGCACCAAGCCGCUUCCUGGCGCCGACGAUGGCGAGGUCGAAGGCGACGCGGAAGGAGAGGGCGAGAGCAGCGACAAGGCCACCGAAAUGUCGGACGAGGAGGCCAAGCGCAAGAUUGCCAACGAUAUUAAGGAGUUCCUCGAGAUCAAGGAUGUCAACGAGGGUCUCGAGGCAUUCAAUGCUUUGCCAUCGUCGCGACGGGCGCAAUUUGUCGAGGCGAUUGUCGGCAGCUCCAUUGAGAAGAAGAAGGACGACGUUGCCAACGUCGCCGCGCUGUUUGCCAAGCUCAGCGAGGAGGGCAACCUGGACGAGGAUACCGCCUUCAAGGGCUUCGAGCCGCACAUGGAGUUCCUCGACGAUGCGUCCAUCGACAUUCCGGCCAUCUACUCGUUUGUUGCGGAUCUGUUGGUGGGCGCGAAGCUGUCGCAGGAGAAGAUCGAGGAGUUGGCCGGCAAGAUCGAAGGAGACGGCCUCAAAACCCCCAAGGACAAGCUCCUUGAAAAGGUUGCUGCAGCCCGAGGAUGA
Pseudozyma hubeiensis SY62 is the source of this 4662-nucleotide messenger RNA. RefSeq lists its product as hypothetical. Gene Ontology annotation, cellular component: eukaryotic translation initiation factor 4F complex. Gene Ontology annotation, molecular function: mRNA binding; translation initiation factor activity; protein binding. Lineage: Eukaryota; Fungi; Basidiomycota; Ustilaginomycetes; Ustilaginales; Ustilaginaceae. Bases 1 to 4662 code for a protein of 1553 amino acids. The record is from RefSeq and is a predicted model, not a curated record. The transcript has a single exon.